This is a messenger RNA of Hibiscus syriacus, 1384 nucleotides long. RefSeq names its product protein SLOW GREEN 1, chloroplastic-like. Bases 77 to 1096 code for a protein of 339 amino acids. The transcript has a single exon. Gene Ontology annotation, cellular component: chloroplast thylakoid membrane. The record is from RefSeq and is a predicted model, not a curated record. Gene Ontology annotation, molecular function: protein binding. NCBI's taxonomy places the organism in Eukaryota, Viridiplantae, Streptophyta, Magnoliopsida, Malvales, Malvaceae.
CCUCUGCGUUAUCAUCAAUCAGGGUUUUAGGGGGGGAAGAAGCAUAAGGGGGAAAACUCUCUCUUUUCACUAAGAAAUGGAGUCUCUUGCUAAAGUGAACUGCCGUCAACAACCUCUUCAUCUCUCUUUCAAUCAGUACAGUCCAUCUUUUGCUAAACCCGCAUCAUCUGUCACCUUCAGAACUUCAUCGUUAUCAUCGUCGUUCAAAAUACCCUCUAUCAGAGCGUCAUCUUCCUCGUCAUCUCCGUUGAAUCAAACCCCCAAACCUUCACUUCUCCAAACGUUAACUCCUCUGCUCAAAACCACUUGCAUUACUCUAACCGCCGCCGCCGCACUCCUCCUCACGCGAUUCCACCAGAAACCCGCGCUCGCAGCCGCCCCAACUGUAACACCCACGGUGGAGCCCUCCUCAAAAGAAUUGAAUAUAUCAUUGGAAGACCAAGAGAAAACCAUUGAGGAACACUUGAUAGUGAACCCAAACGACAUUGAAGCUCUACAGGCACUCAUGGAGGUCAGAAUCAAAUCGAAGAAACUUCCACAAGCUAUUGAAGUUAUCGACCGUUUGAUUGAGCUCGAACCAGAAGACGAUGAGUGGCCAAUGUUAAGAGCCCAAAUUCUUAGCUACAGUGGCGACUACGCUCAAGCCAAGAACGAGUUCGAAGAGAUAAUAGCUAAAGACCCGGCUCGAGUGGAGGCAUUUCACGGCCUUGUAAUGGCUUAUUCGGAGUCAGGUGAGAAAUUGAAAGAGCUGGAAAAAAGAAUUGAAGGGGCAAUGGAGAAAUGCAAGAAAGAGAAGAAAAAUAAAGAUUUUAGAGACUUUAAGUUAUUGAUUGCUCAAAUUCGGGUCAUUGAAGGCAAUCAUUCGGAAGCUUUGAAGGUAUAUGAGGGCUUGGUGAAGGAAGAACCAAGGGAUUUUAGGCCAUAUCUGUGUAUGGGUGUUAUUUACUCCUUGUUGAAGAAGAAAGAUGAGGCUGAGAAAUACUUUGAAAAGGUUAGGAGACUUGUUCCUAGGAAUCACCCUUAUAGGGAGUACUUUGUUGAUAAUAUGGUGGCAACAAAGCUUUUCUCUGAAAAGGCUGAGAGGGAAGGCGCUUGAAAGAGUGGAUAAACAUUUGCUUUGUUUAUCGUCAUUGGAGCAAAAUGGUGGUUUUUACAAAGAGGUGCCCUUUGUUUUGUUUUUAGUUACCUUUUAAUGUUUUUGCAACAGUUUGGAUAGUGAUUUAAAGUUACUUAGGUAUUUACCGUUGUAAUAUGGAUAAUGAUAAAAGGCUGAUAAUUGAGUUUGUUUAGUCGUUUCUCUGCCUGUAUUUUGCAUGGACAUCUUAGGAAGCUUGAUAUGCCUUUAUGUUCUAUUGAUUGUUGCAUUAAAUGAUUUUUCAUGGUU